This is a messenger RNA of Dermatophagoides farinae (American house dust mite), 3491 nucleotides long. RefSeq names its product GPI inositol-deacylase (gene PGAP1). The record is from RefSeq and is a predicted model, not a curated record. Gene Ontology annotation, cellular component: endoplasmic reticulum. Gene Ontology annotation, biological process: endoplasmic reticulum to Golgi vesicle-mediated transport; GPI anchor metabolic process. Gene Ontology annotation, molecular function: phosphatidylinositol deacylase activity. NCBI's taxonomy places the organism in Eukaryota, Metazoa, Arthropoda, Arachnida, Sarcoptiformes, Pyroglyphidae.
AAGAUCGUUACCGUAAUAAUGAAGUAAAGAAAAAAGAAUGAAUGAUGAAAUUUUUUUAUUUUUCGUGUCAAUAUUUUUGUAACUCUAUUUCAACUGUAUUGGUAUAGACUCAAAUGACUUUGGUUAAAAUAGACUUUAAAAGAAUUUUUUUGUGUUUCAUUUUGGUUCUUUGGGUCGGAACCAUCGUUAUGGCUGAAUUUUUUCAUUUAAAUUAAUCAUUAAUCAAUCGUACACGAUGAUCUCUACCGGUGGCACCCUUUUGGUGGCCACAUUUUCCCUAUUAUUAAUCGGUUUUAUUGAUUUAUUCAUUAAUGAACCGAAUCGUUGCGAAAUGACCUAUAUGUACCAGAUUCCAGAAUAUGUGGAAAUCGACAUGGAACGUAAUGUUCGGAAAAUGUUCUCAAACUAUCAUCUAUAUGUCUAUGGUGAAGGUCAAUAUGCUGAAACACUACGACUGAAUGAAUUCAAUGGUCAACCCAUCAUAUUCGUACCGGGUAAUGCCGGCAGUCAUAAACAAGUUCGAUCACUAGCAUCUGUCGCAUUGCUAAUGUCAGCCAAAAAAGCAUCGCAUUUAAAUUAUUUUACCAUCGAUUAUAAUGAAGAACUAUCGGCAUUUAUUGGUGAUAAGCUUGAACGUCAAACCAGAUUUCUUUAUCAUUCGAUUCGUCGCGUUCUAGAACUGUAUAAACAUGUUGCAAAUAUUCGAAUCAUUUUGAUUGGACAUUCGAUUGGUGGCCUUCUUAUUCGAUCUUUGUUGACCAAGGAUCCAUUUCGCCAAUUCUUACCUCGAAUAUCGAUGGUGUUAACAUUAUCCACGCCAAAUCGACAUCCAGCCAUCGGUUACAAUUAUCAAACGAUUCGAUUCUAUGAGCGAAUUCAUCACUACUAUCAAAGCCAUCGAAAUACAAAACUUUCUGAUUUAAAUUUUGUUUCAAUCGGUGGUUCAUAUCAGGAUAUGAUUGUUCGACCUGAUCUGAUCCGAUUAAAUUCAUCAAAUCCAAAUGAUUUGUCCAUAUUGACAACAGCCAUACCCGACGUAUGGGUAUCAGCUGAUCAUCUGUGUAUCGUUUGGUGUCGACAAUUGAUGAUCAAAUUGAAUCGAAUGUUUUUCGAUCUUAUUGACCAUGAUACAUUGGUAUUUAUAGAAUCAACUGAUCUUCGUCAAAGGAUCAUUGAUUAUCAUCUUUUAGAUAGACAUUACACAAAAGAAUAUCCACCCAAUUUGCCCUCAACAAACGUGUCAACUUUAUUCAUGAUGAAAUCAGCAAAGAUCGAAUGGAUUGAACUCAAAGAUCGGCUGGUCCGUUUAUCUUUUGUCAAAAUCAUUCGACCAAUCAAUUAUCUAAUCAGUCUAAAAGAACGUGAAAUGACUGCGAUUUAUCUGGAAGGAAAUCUUACACCGGACACCAUUAUGAUCGGUAAUUGUGAACCAAAAUCAGAACCAAACGUCACGAAAACGGCAUUCGAAUGUAAUGGCAACAUCUAUACGCUUUCAUUGAUGACACGAUUAGCGCCGAGAUUGAAUUCCAAAUGGGAUCGUCAUGUUGGUCAAUUUGAUGCCGAUGAAUGGUUGGCUCAAGGUUUCACACAUUUGAUCAUCAAUCUAAGUCCAUCACAAUCAUCACGAUAUGCAUUGAUCAUUGAUCGAUUCACAAAACCGAUACGUCAACGAACGAUUGAAAUGCCCAAUCCAUUGUAUAAAUUGAUCGCAUCGAGUCCAUUCGAUUCGAAAUUAGUGUUUGCCAAACUAAUUUCACAAGAACAAUUGUACUAUGAAUUGACUAUUGAAAAUUUCAACAAUGUAUGGGAUUCAUAUUGGAUGGUCGUGCAGACCACUUCUUGUUAUCAGAAUGAUUCUACAUUCAAUGGAUUUAUGCAUCUAACUUAUCCCUCGAAUCCUGAACUUGAUGAAUUUAUAUGGCCAUUACAGCCACAUAAAAAUUCGCAAUAUCAAUUUUCCUUUUCAAGACAUACAAACAAUGUUCAGCUGAUUGGAAAUAGUCGGCCCAAAAUCUACUUAUUUCUUGAACCAAAUUGUGGUUUUGAUUUUCUUGUCAAAUUCUCAUUCACCGGUUCGAUUGCUCAACUACUUCGUCAUUAUUUUGCAUUAAUCGUUCCAAUGGCCAUUUCGGUCAUGAUCUUAGUAUUGUCCAUCCAAUUCUCAAACCUUUGCAAUAGAUAUACAUUUUCAAAUGCCGAUUUAGAACGAUACAAGACAUUUGUAAAACGAGAUGAAUUUGCUGGAAAAUGUUAUCAAUUCCAAACGGCAUCCGAAUUGAUGGUUCAAAGACAUUAUUUUGCAUUUUGUUUCAUACAAAUUGUACCUGCUUCUAUGUUGGCCUUGUUCAUAAUCAAACAAAUGUAUCCGACGCAUGAUCUAGUCAAUUUGGCCAAUGUUUCGAUUGAAUAUCGCACAAUUAUUUGUAUCAUUUUAUUUCUAUUUGCAUAUUCGAUAAUUUACAUGUCGACCAUUUUAGUCACUCAUUUGGCCAAUAAUUUUUCCAAUGGUCUCAUAUUCUUUAGGAUUCGAUUUUUUCAGAAUUUUUCCCUUCUUCCAGGCCGCUUUGGUCAUUUCAUACGAUUGGAAAAACUAACACCAAUAAUCGAUAUCGGCGCUGUAUUGAUGUUUAUCAAUACGGCCACCUAUUUCUUGCCUUUGACAUAUUGUUUGAUACAUUUCUUUUUCACCAUUUCAAUGUUAUAUUGGUUUUAUCAGGCUAAAAGUCUGGAAUUACGAAUUGGCAAGACGACAUCGACAUCAUUAGUAUUUGCGAUAUAUCCAAUGUUGUUUCUAUUGCUAUUAGCCAUCACUUUAUUGCAUUUACCAUAUUGUAUUGAUUGGAUAUUUGGACAUGCUACGAUAGCCGUCAAUGAUAAGGCCAAUAUAUUGAAUAUUGCAAUCAAAAAUAUUUCUACCGUUUAUCUGGAAGAUUGUCUUUUGCUUCUAUUCUUGACUAUACUUAUGGCCAUGUUUCAUUCGAAUCCAUUGGAUCUGCAGACGCGUCUCCGUUCUUAUCAUUCAAAUCGAACACAAGAAAUUUUCAACAUUUUAUUGUUGAUAAUGGCAUUCAUCAAUAUGAUCAUUGGCGGUCUAAUAUGGGAAUCAAUACGUAUGGUGAUUACGAUGGUCAUCACAUUGAUUACAAUUGGCCAUUUUCGUAAUCACUUGUGGAACAAAAUCAAUAGUAACACCAUCAAUCAUGAUAAUCAUGCAGAUGAUGAUCAGCAACAAAAAAAUGUCAAUAUCAACCACGAAAAAUUAUUCAAAUCGGAAUAAUAGAAAAAUUGAUCAAGAAAUGUGGGAAAAGCAAAAUUCCAAUUGAAAGCCAGUGGUAGAUGUGUUCUUGUGUGUGUGUGUGUGUGAGUGUGCUUGUAAUGAUGAAUUGUUGUGGGCGUUUUUAUUUUGGAUUUGUAUUUUGUUGGUGUGCACAUUUGUUUCAUUAAUCGUGUUUGAUUUGAAUAAAAAUUGAUGAUGAUGUUUUGAAUAAUUA